AUGCGCAGGACUCUCCUCGACUUCUCAUUGGUCGGACUUUUCGCAUUCCUCGGGACUUGGAUUCCGCCAACCUUAACCUCCGCCGCUCCACUUCAAUCAGCCUUCCCUCGCCACCAUUCUCACACGGCAACUACUGCAAUAGACGACAAUGGAAUCAUCUACCUCCCAGCAAACAAGACCAGGAUUCUCGACGACAUGAAUACCCAGAUGCAAGGCAUCAUCGAUCAGGAACUCGAGUUCACCUACGAUCAUACCAAAUACCUCUUAGUUCUCCACGAAACCAUGUGCAAGCAACCUUCCAACUCGGACUUGAUCUACUACUAUUGCGUCGUCGAGGUCCUCACCUCACCUGUCAUCGAACUCAUCCCUGCCAAGCAGGUCUCGAAAGCCAUUGCCUGUUCUACCCCAACUUGUGUCAUUGGGCUCUUUCAGUCUGUCACUGUUGUGUCCACACAUAGCACCGAGGUCGGGCUCUCGGUCCAGACGGACGCCAAACCCUUUGAGGCCGGGUUGACACUCAACAAGUCGUUCCUUGGGUAUGGGUACAGCGUGUCCAAUCAGGCAACAAUUGACCUUAACCAUAACCUGGACCUGAAGUAUGGAGAGACAGGAUUCGUUGCGCUGGUCAAUGCUCAAGCGUCGGCCAAGGUCCGCAUCCGUGCAUGCAAAUGUCAGAUGGGAAUCGAGUACAGUACCUGCAUGAUAUUGUGUCGUGUCCUGCCUGGCAAAUAUGCUGUUGACGAGACUGCGUUCCAUGAGGCGAUCAUCUUGCAAGGUCGGACUGCCAAAACCCUUGUGUCCUUUAUAUAUCUUUAG
Linnemannia hyalina is the source of this 816-nucleotide messenger RNA. NCBI's taxonomy places the organism in Eukaryota, Fungi, Mortierellomycota, Mortierellomycetes, Mortierellales, Mortierellaceae. The record is from the annotation of a GenBank genome assembly.